GGUGCUUUCUGCGCGUCCCCAGGACUUUGCCAUGGGCUGGGGGCCGCGGAGACUGAGAGCGGCCGGGCGAGGGCAGCGGCGGCGGCGCCCGCAGCGGGGCUGAGCGAGCAGCGACGCGCGGGACACGCGGAGAUGGCAGCGUCCAGCAACUCCAGCCUGUCCGGCUCCUCCGUCUCCUCCGAUGCUGAAGAAUACCAGCCUCCAAUAUGGAAAUCAUACUUGUAUCAGUUACAGCAAGAGGCACCUCGUCCCAAGAGGAUCAUUUGUCCUCGGGAGGUGGAAAACAGACCAAAAUAUUAUGGAAGAGAGUUCCACGGGAUCAUCUCUCGGGAGAAGGCUGACGAGCUUCUCGGAGGCGUGGAGGGUGCAUACAUUCUUAGAGAAAGCCAGCGGCAGCCAGGAUGUUACACCUUAGCUCUGCGGUUUGGGAACCAGACCCUAAACUACAGGCUCUUCUACGAUGGGAAACACUUUGUGGGAGAGAAGAGGUUUGAAUCAAUUCAUGAUCUGGUAACAGAUGGCUUGAUAACACUGUACAUAGAAACAAAGGCUUCUGAAUACAUUUCAAAAAUGACAACGAACCCCAUUUAUGAACACAUUGGAUAUGCCACUUUACUCAGAGAAAAAGUAUCCAGAAGGCUGAGCAGGUCGAAACACGAAUCAAGGAAAACAAGCGUCACAAAUGAGGAACACACAGCGGUAGAAAAGAUCUCCUCCCUGGUUCGAAGGGCUGCCCUCACGCACAACGACAACCACUUCAACUAUGAAAAGACACACAACUUCAAGGUCCACACAUUCCGAGGCCCGCACUGGUGUGAAUACUGUGCCAAUUUCAUGUGGGGACUCAUCGCCCAAGGAGUCCAGUGCUCAGGAUUAAAGUCAGAAGGUCUUUACAGAGUCUCUGGGUUCACUGAACACAUCGAAGACGUCAAAAUGGCAUUUGACAGAGAUGGUGAGAAGGCAGAUAUAUCUGCCAACAACUAUCCAGACAUAAACAUCAUCACUGGAGCCCUUAAACUGUAUUUUAGAGACUUACCGAUUCCUGUCAUCACAUAUGAUACUUAUUCCAAAUUCAUAGAAGCAGCAAAAGUCCCCAAUGCAGAUGAGAGGUUAGAAGCGGUCCAUGAAGUGCUGAUGCUGCUGCCUCCUGCCCACUAUGAGACACUUCGAUACCUAAUGAUCCACCUCAAGAAGGUGACUAUGAAUGAAAAGGACAAUCUCAUGAAUGCAGAAAACCUGGGCAUUGUGUUUGGGCCCACCCUGAUGAGGUCCCCAGAGGACAGCACCCUGACCACCCUCCAUGACAUGCGGUACCAAAAGCUGAUUGUGCAGAUUUUAAUAGAGAACGAAGAUGUUUUGUUUUAAUCCAUCAGGAAAAUGAGCUGAAUGGCCCCAGCCCUGUCACAGCUGAUAAGGCUAAAGGAAUAAAAACAUCUCUUACACUUGAUUUGUUUUUCAAACAAGUGACAGAAUUUCUUGGACUGCAGUAGAUUGCCAAGUCGGGGACUGUGUCUCAUAGACACAGGCUUCCUCCACGUGAGAACAAGGGUGAGGGCAAGAAAAUCCCCUCCCCUCGGGUCUUUUGCCGUGCCUCGUAUGUAUGUCUGUUUUGCUGAAAGGGUGAUUAAUAAAUCUUUCUUUAACUUAUUAAAAAAAAUGUAAAUCUUUAAAGUUCAGUCUUAUCAGUAAUAAAAGGGAACUUAAUUCAUAGAGGUACUUGAUACAGUUAUACAUUUUUCCACUUGCAAAAAGAAGACAAUUCUAUGUUAAAUGUUAAAUGAAACCUAUAUUGUAAAAUGUAUUUUUAUUUUAGCUGCAAGAAUGUUAUUUUAUUUUAGCAAAUAGAACUCAAUGCAGUGCAUUGAUUAUUACCCUGUGUACCUUGUCCUGCGUUCCUGCUGUGAUGGCCCUGAAGAAGUUUACCACGAAUGCAGUAUUAUCUUGACAUACCUCUGUUGUUAGCAGUGCUUUUAAAUGAAAUUUCCCCUGUCACAGGCAUCCCUGCUUUUGAUAAGUUUUUGCUCUUAAGCACUGGCAUUCUCCUGUUGUACAGUAUAUGUUUAUAGCAAUUGUAGGAUGCUCUGAAACAUCCACUUCUUUUCUUUCCAUAAAAACUUUGUGAAUUCCCAAAAUAAUGUUUCACAAUUGGUCAUAGUCUUCCCAUAUCGUGUGUGUGUCCUUGAACGUGCAGAAUGUGGUCAUUUUAUGUACAAUGAUUUGGGGACACUGGAUGGAACUGGGCCAUAUGAAAAGUUAGCAUUUUUCCUCUUUUCUUUUUGGGCAAGCUUUCUGAGUUCGUCUGUUAAUGGCAAGUCAUAAUUUUGCAAUAUAUUUGUAUCUAUGAAAAGUGAAUCUGCAGAAUAAUUGUUUUGUUGAGAUUUUUUUUUUCAUUUUUGUUUUAUAAACAAGCCUAUUUUUAAAAGCAAGAAUUAAUAUGUUUGGUUCUUACCAAAUUUUGUUUCUCCUUGAUAAAAGCAGCUCUGUGUGCAUAAUAAUUUAAUAUGAUUUUAUGACUAUAGUUCCAUUCUACUGAUUAUAUUUAUCUUAGCAUGAGCUUUUCACACCAAGAUUUCUAUAUUUUGUAACAUAGGUUAAAUAUUUAAGACAUCAAAAACUGCAAAUCUAGAUUGGUUUUUAAAAAAAAAAAAAAAAUCCAACUGCAAUGUCUUUUCCUCUGAUUGUCUGAGAUGACCCAUGUAAUUACUCACCUAGUCUUAUGUUGGAGUGACCAGAAGAGAAUUCCUGUGUGUGUUAAGUGGAGCUACAAGGAGGAGUGCAGUUGUUUCCUGGAAAGUCCCAGGGCUGUGGGGAUAGACUCCAUUGGCACCCCGGGGGUCAAACUCCUUCUACUUGGUCCUUGCUAUCAUUGUUCCUCCCAACUGUACAGAUUUGUUUGUUGUAGCUUAUGUACUUCUUGCUACUGUCAAAGAAAUUAUCUGGAAAUGGUUUUAUUUUGUGAAGUGAACAAUACUUUGUAAUUUUUGAUGGCGUAAAUGGAAGGAAAAGCAUUAAAUGUAUUAAAUUCUUCUGUCUACCAUGUUGGAGUAUGCGCAUGAAAGUGGUCUUGGCGAGGGAGGCGCAAAAGAAGAAUUUUGCAAACCUUGUUCCCAAGUAGAAUUUGAAAAUAGAAAUUGUACCGUCCCCAAAACACGAUGAGAAAACAGAAGCAUCCUACAGUCCCCUGGGCACACUGCCCCAUUUCC
Messenger RNA from Trichechus manatus latirostris (Florida manatee), 3203 nucleotides. It is a transcript of the gene CHN2, whose product is annotated as chimerin 2. Gene Ontology annotation, biological process: signal transduction; regulation of GTPase activity. The transcript has 12 exons. The coding region runs from base 133 to 1365 and encodes 410 amino acids. The record is from RefSeq and is a predicted model, not a curated record. Gene Ontology annotation, molecular function: GTPase activator activity. NCBI's taxonomy places the organism in Eukaryota, Metazoa, Chordata, Mammalia, Sirenia, Trichechidae.